AUGAAGGCGUCGCUGUCGGCGGCCCUCGGGCUGCUGCUCAUGCCGGCCGUCCUGGCCCAGAGCGUCUCCUUCUCCGAAACCUCGGAGCUCAGCUUCUACACCGGCACGAGAACGGAGAGGAUAACGCGGGAGACGGGCCCCCCGACGGGCCCGUACACGACGUACAGAUCCAAAAUCACCCUCACCGGCGCAAACACCACGGCGUCGGCCACAACGACGUCAUCGGGCACCAUGACGACGGGGUCCAACUUCACGACGACGACGGGCACGACCUCGCAGCCGCCCAAGAACACGCAGCCGUGCAACAACUACGUCGAGUUCUGCACGCGCAAGUACAGCAACAUCUCGUUCGUGGCGGCGCACAACUCGCCGUUCGUGCGGCCGGGCAACUCGGGCUCCAACCAGGCGCUGCCGGUCGAGAUGCAGCUCGACGACGGCAUCCGGCUCGUGCAGGGGCAGAUUCAGUGGCCGGCCAACGGCACGGUGCCUCACUUCUGCCACACGUCGUGCGACCUGCUCGACGCGGGGCCCAUCGCCGACUGGCUGACGCGCGUGCGCAAAUGGGUCGACGGCCACCCCUACGACGUCGUCACCAUCCUGCUCGGCAACGGCAACUACUCGACGCCCGACCUGUACGCGCCCUACAUCGAGCAGUCGGGCCUCCUCAAGUACGCCUACGAGGCGCCCUACCUGCCCAUGGCGCUCGACGACUGGCCCACGCUCGAGCAGCUCAUCCUGCGCGGCAAGCGCGUCAUCAUGUUCAUGGACUACAUGGCCGACCAGAAGAAGUACCCCUGGCUGCUCGACGAGUUCUCGCAGGUCUGGGAGACGCCGUUCGACCCGCAGGACCCCAAGUUCCCCUGCACGGUGCAGCGCCCGCCCGACCUGAGCACCGAGGCGGCCAAGGACCGCCUGUACCUGAUGAAUCACAACCUCAACGUCGAGUUCAACGUCUUUGGCGCGCAGAUCCUCGUGCCCAACGUCGCCCUCAUCAACGACACCAACGCCGCCAACGGCUCCGGCAGCCUGGGCCUGGCCGCCAACAACUGCCGCUCCGACUGGGGCCGCGCCCCCAACUUCCUCAACGUCGACUACUACAACUACGGGAAGCCGCCCGGGUCCGUGUUCGAGGCCGCGGCGCGCGUCAACAACGUCACGUACAACCGGCCCUGCUGCGGGCAGGUGUCGCUGGCCGCGUCGACGCUAGAACGCGGCGUGUGGUUGGCGAUGCUGGCGUCGGCGCUGGCCGCGGCGAUGCUCCUGUGA
Molecule: messenger RNA, 1266 nt
Organism: Purpureocillium lilacinum
Lineage: Eukaryota; Fungi; Ascomycota; Sordariomycetes; Hypocreales; Ophiocordycipitaceae
Biological process (GO): lipid metabolic process
Molecular function (GO): phosphoric diester hydrolase activity
Source: RefSeq, a predicted model, not a curated record